Messenger RNA from Linnemannia hyalina, 2082 nucleotides. The record is from the annotation of a GenBank genome assembly. Lineage: Eukaryota; Fungi; Mortierellomycota; Mortierellomycetes; Mortierellales; Mortierellaceae.
AUGCACCGUCUAACUACCCCUGGCUCGUCAUCAACUCGCCCACUACAGUUCAUCAACAAAUCCGGACCACCAGCACCUCGGUCAAAGCCUCAGCAGCCCCCAGGCUUAUACAUCCAGACUCACUCGGCGAUGCAGCAGAGGGCUCGAAAGAAAAUACGAGAGGAAGGCAAAGUCAAGCGCACAUCAAACUGCUUCAUCCUAUAUCGAACCCACGUCCACCCCUUCAUCGUUGCUCGCUAUGGUCACCAAAAUAACAAGGAGAUCUCCAGACUUGCUGGCCGAUACUGGAAGAAUGCACCCGAGUCGGUCAAGAGCUUCUACCGUCAACAAGCCGCGGAGGAGAAAGUUCGCCACGCAGCCCUGUACCCAUCCUACAAGUACACUCCAGCCAAGACGGCGUCCAAAGACGAUGCCAACGCCAAUUCUGCGAAAUCAAAAGCCCAGUGUCCGCGGGACAAGCCAACUCGGCUCUCACACCCUCCGGUCAAGCCCUCCUCCUCCCCAUCCGUCCCAAGUACACCCCUGCCAUUGCUGUAUGAGCCUGAAAGCACCAAGGAUGAUGCUGAGAAACCUGCGGCGGACGAAUCAUCCGAGCACCCUUCGCUCCCUCAAGCCGUCGAACGUGACAAGCCAGCAGUCAGCGCUGCACACUCUACCGCUACGAGCAAGCUUCCGAAUGAGCGUGGCUUUGUCGUGACAGAGACCCCCUUGUUCGACUUUAGUGGGAACGCCGAUCUCAGCGAGAAGAAGCGAAGCUCUAAGAGUCGGACAGGAUCUCGACCUAAUCGACCUGGCCCACAGUUGCCUGACCUGGAGGACCCACUGUCGUUCGAGAUGGCACGUGGAUCGAGUGCCACAGGUGCAACUCCAGUAAGCCCUUUCACGUUUGUCCUUCAAGGACCUACAGCGCCCAAAGCCCCACUCCCCGUAGGCCCGAAGGGAGUGUCUGGGCUGACCCAAGCUCUUCCCUAUCAACGGUCUGAUUCCCAGGCUGCAGCUGCUCCCUCCAUACCCGCCUUCCUUCGAACUCCCGUCUCAGAGACCCCUCCUGGCUGGAGUAACAUGGUCAGCCAUUUCCAAGUGUCUGGAGCUGCACUUGAGCAGCAGUGGCCUGUUUCACAGUCAUCGCCAUUACUAGACAUGACGGAGCCCCUGAAUGCUUUGUUUCAGGGUAAUAUCGGUGUCUCACCUAGUGACACUAGCGCGGCACAGCGUCUUGCAAAAACUCUCGUCCAGUCGCCUCUGCCAUCCGUUUCUAUCCAGAUCCCUGUUCCAUCGGCAUCUACAGCAAGCCAUUUAUCUGGGUCCUUUGAUUCCCCAAUUUAUAUUCCUGCCGUCCCCGCAGGCACAAGUCUCGGAACAAGUAGCUUCCCUUGGCAGUUGGAUGCCAAUCUCGACGGCUCGCCAGACUUUCCAUUUUUGUACACUUCUGGGUCUCUGUCUACCGCGCCAAUGAUGCUGUCCUCUGCUCCAGAGCACAGUCAUUUUACUCUCGGUCAUCUACCCCUGCCUACGGUAUCUUCUUUCGUGGAUGGUUUCGAGUGUGUUGGCCUCGAGCAAGAGUUGUCAAGCUCCCACGUGUCCGACGAUAUAUAUAACGACGCCACAUGGAGCCACUCUUUCCGGAUGCCGUCUCCAAGUAUUUCAGACCUUGAUCAGCAGCAGCUGUUGUCCACCUCAAGCAGCAACUCGUCUCUGUCGUCAUCCUUAGGAUCCAUCUACCCUGACAUUGCCAUCUCAGCCUGGACCACCCUUGCAGAGCCCUGCGGCCCUUCGCCAGUAUGUCUUUCCAACGUCAGCAGCCCCAGCUUCAACAACAUCAACCUUGCCUACGAUAACGACAGCAGCAGCUGCUGCAUGAACAUUAGCGACAUCAACGCAAAGGUUGACGAUGGUCAUGCUCUCGUGCCCAUGUCAUUGGGCAGCCAGACACUUCCCUGGGGUGAAGAGGAGCAACUGAAAAUGAGCAUCUCCUACUUUGAAGACAUCGUUCAACAACAAAAGGCGCUUCUCUCUCUCCGACAGCAGUGGCGACAACAGGCGCUGGUCGUACAACCAUCAACAUCCACCAUAGUAGAAUGA